This is a messenger RNA of Clunio marinus, 3620 nucleotides long. Lineage: Eukaryota; Metazoa; Arthropoda; Insecta; Diptera; Chironomidae. The record is from the annotation of a GenBank genome assembly.
UUGUGUUAGGCGAUGUUUGUUAUCGAGAUAAGGAAGAUUAAAGAAUGAAUGGUUGCUUAAAGUGUAUUUAAAAGAAUUUUUCCUAAACAUUUUUAAAAACUUUUUCCAUCUGGUCAUCAGCGAGAAGUCAUUAAAAUCCCGUAAAGAUUCUGGAGAGAUUCAAAAUGUUGGGACAAUCAGCAUCGGACAGUGAGUUCAAGGAGCGGUUGAUUGCCAACGUAAAAAAAGAAGUAAAACAGAUAAUGGAGGAGAGUGUAACGAAGAAGUUUGUUCACGAAGACAGUUCAACCGUCGUUUCACUGUGCGGCGCUGUAGAAGCUUGUUUGAGUCAAGGCCUUCGUCGAAGGGCUUUGGGACUCUUCAAGACGAGUUCAACGACUGCACUUUUACACAAAAUCAGCAGUAAUUGCAUAGAAGCUGCUUAUGUUAGUAAGAAAGUUCAAGACAUUGAAGCAGCCGAUCCAAGUAAAAGAUCUUCAUCAUCAAGUGACAGCAUAAUCAAGCCACCGAUUUUAACGAAAAAAUCUUCCAGCAAUUCAGUUAGUGGAACAUCAACAACAUCACCAAAUCCAAAUGUUGGCGGUCAAGUUUUUAAAUACAUGUGGAUUCGAAUUGCUUUAUACGAGAAGAAACUCGCUCGAAUCAUCGAUCAUUUGGUGUCAAAUGCAAAUCGUUAUUACGACAAGGAUUCUCUCGUUGCUGAUCCCGAUUAUGGAUCAAUUCUCAGUUCAUUGCUAGUUGGACCUUGUGCUUUAGAUUAUUCUAGAGCAAAGACACAAGAUUACUUCUGGUCCGAUCCAUCAGCAAAUGAACUCGUUCAACGACACAUCAUUCCAUCACAAACAACUCCACAAGCUUCACGACGUCCCAUGCUAAACAUCAAAAGAAUGCACACAAGUUCAGAUGAUUCUGGAAUCAGCACAUAUAAAAAUAAUUCACCAGCAUCGACAGCAAAAGACUAUGUCGAGUCACUUCAUCAAAAUUCAAGAGCGACUUUGCUCUACGGCAAGAAUAAUGUCUUGGUGCAUCCGAAGGAUGUUGCAGAACCGAUGCCAGGCUAUUUAUCUCUUCAUCAAUCAAUUCAAUAUCUCAUCAUAAAAUGGACGCCAAAUCAGUUGAUGAAUGGAUACAAUGAUCAAUCAUUACCUUCGUCAGCUGGCUCAACUGACAAUGUUGAUAAAAGCUUUUAUUGGGCUUAUGUACUUAAUAUCAAUGUUGAUGAUAUUGUUUAUGUGCAUUGUCAUCAGAAUCGAAGCAGUGAAGAGACCAGUGGAACGAUCAUCCUUGUUGGACAUGACGGAGUUCAACGACCGCCGAUUCAUUUCCCUGAAGGCGGUCAUAUGGCAAGCUUUUUAAGUUGUUUAGAAACAGGUUUAUUGCCACAUGGUCAAUUGGAUCCACCUUUGUGGUCACAAAAAGGCAUCGGAAGAAUCUUUCCAUGGCCAGUUAAAUCCCGACGACGCGUUGGUGGUCUUCCAUCUGUUUUAGAAAACAAUGACGAGAUGCCAAUUGAUUAUGUGUUUCGUGUCGUUAAUAAAAGCAAUCCUGAAGAAUUUCUUGCCACACAUCCAAUUAUGGAUGUCGGACGAACAUCACCUUAUCGUCCACAUUUAAGCAGUUGCUCGACAAAUGAAAGUAGCGAUUGUUCUAGUAAAAGUAUUUCACUUGACUUGGCUGAGAAUCCAAUCGUGACACAAGUAAAUCAAACGACAAGUAUAGCAUUGGUAUGCACAACAAUGAAACGUCAAAUAAUAUCUCGAGCAUUUUAUGGAUGGCUCGCUUAUUGUCGUCAUCUGUCGACUGUCAGAACUCAUUUAUCUGGUCUUGUGAAUGGAAGAAUUACGCCCGAUAUAGGAGCUGAAAGUGGACUCACGGAAGAACGUUGGAAAGAUUUGCAUGAUGAAAAUGGAGUCGUCAACCUGGAAAGUGAAGUUUAUCGUUUGGUUUACUUUGGUGGUGUAGCACAAGAAAUAAGAAAGGAAGUGUGGCCUUAUCUAUUGGGUCAUUAUACAUUCGGACAGACGCCAGAAGAACGUGCAGAUCUUGAUGAAAAUACGAGACAUUACUAUGAGACAACGAUGAGUGAAUGGUUGGCUGUGGAAGCAAUUGUUCGUCAAUUGGAUAAAGAAAAGACUGCACAUGCCGUUGCUAAACUGAGUUCAGGAGGAAGUGCCAGUGAUUCAAAAGUUAAGAAUGGUGUAGACAUUGAUGUUCAAUUGGAGAAUGAAGUGUUUGAGGAAAAUGGAUUUUCAGAUUUAUCUGAUCCGGAAGUUGAAGAUGAUGAGAAAGAUUCUACGAAAAUACCGAAAGUUGACUCAUUACCAGUGGAUUUUGAUUUGGAAGUGAAAAAUGAACCUAAAACUAUCAAUUUAGAACCAUCACAACCUGGUGGUGAAAGUAUGAAAAGUUCUCCAUCAACUUCAUCCUAUGAAACAGUUGGAACUGACUUUGUUGACUGUCCAAUGUCACCGAAGUUGAAUCCAACUGCAGUAAUCGUUACUGAUGCUUCAAUUGAUGUUGUCAACAUGAUGGCAAUGGAGAUUAAUGAAGAGAAGAACAACGACAAAACUAAUCUUGAAACGUUGCAUGAAGAGAAAAUGCCUUCGGCACAAAAUUCUUUGGAUGCAUUACAGGAACCGAAAUCAGCUUGCGUUUCACCAGCAAGUUCAAAUGGUGGAAUUUAUAGCAGUGAACUUCUAGAUCAAUUUGGAUUAAACUUGCAUCGAAUUGAAAAAGAUGUUCAACGAUGUGAUCGAAAUUAUUGGUAUUUUGCCAAUGAAAACUUGGAUAAGUUACGAAAUGUCAUAACAACUUAUGUUUAUGAACAUUUAGAAAUCGGAUACAUGCAGGGCAUGUGCGAUAUUCUAGCUCCACUUUUAGUAAUAUUCGAUGAUGAGUCGAUAAGUUAUGGAUGUUUCUGUCGAUUAAUGGAACGAAUGAUUGAAAACUUCCCUAAUGGAUGUGCAAUGGACAUGCAUUUUGCCAAUAUGCGUUCACUCAUUCAAAUCCUUGAUUCAGAAAUGUACGACUUGAUGCACGCCCAUGGAGACUACACACAUUUUUAUUUCUGCUACCGAUGGUUUUUGUUGGACUUUAAACGAGAACUUUUGUAUACUGACGUCUUUGCUGUUUGGGAAUGUAUUUGGGCAGCCAAACACGUUUCUUCAAGUCACUUUGUGCUAUUUCUAGCCUUGGCUUUGCUUGAAAAUUAUCGAGACAUCAUCUUAUCAAACAGCAUGGACUUUACUGAUAUAAUCAAGUUCUUCAACGAAAUGGCUGAACGCCACAAUGUUCCUCAAGUAUUGAAAACAGCACGAAAUUUGGCGUUGCAACUACAAACUCUCAUCGAAAAUAAAUAAAUGAAUGAAAAACUGUAUACCUGACAUAUUUAAGUCUUAACUUCAUUACAUAAAUUUAUUGUCCUUACUUUAAACCUUAAAGCUUAAACUUAAGUCAAAAGAAGAUUAUUCAAUUGAAUAAGAAAUUUAUGUCUGUUGUUCAAACGACGGUUAUAACAAUUAUUGAAAUCAUCCCAAAGCUAUUUGUUGUUUACUUUCAAAAGAAUUCUUCAAUUAUGUUAAUGGUUAUUAAAAUACUUUCGAGCAUGAAGCAUUCAAAAG